Messenger RNA from Astyanax mexicanus (Mexican tetra), 5612 nucleotides. RefSeq names its product caspase-6. The coding region runs from base 65 to 979 and encodes 304 amino acids. NCBI's taxonomy places the organism in Eukaryota, Metazoa, Chordata, Actinopteri, Characiformes, Acestrorhamphidae. Gene Ontology annotation, cellular component: cytoplasm. Gene Ontology annotation, biological process: apoptotic process; proteolysis. The transcript is spliced from 8 exons. The record is from RefSeq and is a predicted model, not a curated record.
UGGAGAUGUGUGUUAUGUGGGUUAUUAAUGUAAAACUCGGAUCUCCGAUCAGACUGAGAGCACGAUGGCGAGUCAGCAGCAGCGCGAGGCUUCAGGGCGUGUUGAGAAAGACAGUGACUCCACGCGCACUGCUCCCUCAGGUCAGACUCAGAACCUCACAGAGACCGAUGCUGUGAUCAAGAGUGCUUUAAACCUGGAUCCUGAUGAGGAGUACAAGAUGGACCACAAGAAGCGAGGACGCGCUCUCAUCUUCAACCAGGAACAUUUCUACUGGCAGCUGAGGCUCAACAGUCGCUCAGGAACCAGAGCAGACAAGCUCAACCUCGUACAGAGGUUUCGGGAGUUGGGGUUUGAUGUGGAAGCUUAUGAUGAUAAGAAGCGGGAGGAGAUUAUGAGGAUAAUCACUGAUGCUGCAGGCAGUAAUCACGCAGACGCAGACUGUUUCGUCUGCGUUUUCCUGAGCCACGGCGAAAACGGUCACGUCUACGCCAACGACGACAAGAUCGACAUACAGGAAAUGACCUCACUUUUCAGAGGAGACAAGUGUCCGAGCCUCGUGGGAAAACCUAAGAUAUUCAUCCUGCAGGCGUGUCGUGGGGAUAAGCAUGAUGACCCGGUCACUCCUAUGGACGUGGUGGACAGUGAGAUAAAUCAGGUGGUGGUGGACGCCGGGGUGGUGUACACGCUGCCGGCAGGGGCGGACUUCAUCAUGUGUUAUUCUGUAGCUGAGGGGUUCUACUCUCACAGGGAGACGGUGAACGGUUCCUGGUACAUCCAGGAUCUGUGUGAUAUUCUGUGUCGUUACGGAUCACAGCUGGAGUUUGCCGAGCUGCUGACGCUGGUGAACCGUAAGGUGUCGUACCGCAGCGUGGGCAACUGCACAGACCGCUCGGCCAUCGGCAAGAAACAGGUGCCCUGCUUCGCCUCCAUGCUGACCAAAAAACUCUACUUCAGACCCAAGAAAUCCCAUUACGUCUAAAUCACCAGUGUCUCACACACACUACACACACUAUACACACACUAUAUACUACACACACACUACACACUUUCCAGAAUGUUGUAUACGUGGAGAUUAACUUUUAUCAAAGCCAUGAAAUACAUGUAAGUCAAUUCACAUUACAGUUCAAAAGUUUGGAAUCACUGUUUUACACUAAAUACCUGAUUGUUGAAACUGUUGUAGAGGUUUACAGAUUAUGUGUGCAAACGUUCGAGCUCCCUGCUCACCCUGGAUGUACAGAAAAUUUAAAUAUAACAUUUUCUGCACAUUUUACAGACAGUUUCUGUUUUUUUCCCCUCAGUUUCAUUUUGUAAAAAUGUGCCGAUUUUUGUUUUAUCGUUAUUAGUCAUGGAUUCUGCUAAUUAGGAUGGGGACCGAAAUGAUUCAGACAAAAAUGGCAAAACAUCAGUGAUGAAACAAUAACUAUAUUAUAUCUAAAGCCCUAUCUGGACGGGAUUAGUUUCUCAGGGGGUUCUGGGUAAUUUUCUCUUUUAUGGGUUUUUUUUAUCCUCUGUGAUUUUAUUCCCGUCCAGAACGAUCAUGUAGGUGUUUUUCUCAGACGUCCUCUGAGAAAAUUACAGGCUGAAUUAUCUACCGUUUUUCUCUGAACUCCGUGCUCCUCCGGUAAUUUUAGUCCCGUCCGGACGCACAUCUCUGAGUUUCGUCUCCUUGUGUUUAAUAAAAUAGAUAUUUGUCCACUGCCGUGCACCAUAAUUACACUUUGGGCACGCCACAGUUUCCACGGAGGUCCAUGUAAAAAACACAACAGUUAGUGGAAAUGGAGGAGCUACUGAACACUACAAUGUCAUCUGACCAAGAAAAAAGAAUAAAAACUCACUGAUCCUCCUGUUUUUUUCAAUUGCAGUCCAGAUGCAGGAGUUUUAUCACUGAGUAGAAGUGAAAAAUAUUUUUCACAGACAUCUGGUUAGGGCUUAAGUUAUAUUACAGUGUUUCUUUUAGCAUUAGGACUGCUGUGUACAGUGCCAUCAGGCAGUGAGGGGGAGAGUCGACAGGGAGAGCAGAGAAACGGCAGGUUUAAGUUCAUUUUUACCUUUGUAAAAAGGUGCUAUCUUUGGUUUAUCUUUGCUUGAGCUUCAUUUACUAAUUUUAUAGAUUAUUUUCCAUCUAAAUUACCCAAAUAAACAGCAAUUGUGUAUUAAAAUGUGCAGAAGUGUGUCUCUGUAGAAAAUAAAAAUAAGAUAAUUAUACUGUUUAUCAUAUUAAUCACUCGUACUAACCCCUGAGCCACUGACUAAACACAUCAGUUAUACUUCAUUCAGUCAGGGAGUCUUUUUUACUUUUCACUGGACUGUAAUUAGUAGGAUGCUUGAAAUAACAUUAGAUAACAUUAGUUCUGAAUGAAGAGCAGAGCUGUAGAUGCUCCUAAACAUCUAAAAUAAUCUUCUAACAACAUUCUUUUCUUUUUUUUCCUGAUCAACUCUCAGGGCUGAUAACUAGAAAAAUACUCCAUUUAAUUCCAUAUGGCCUAUUUGUUUACAUGUAUCAUUUAAAUUCUGAAUUAUCCAGGAAAUCGUAUAAUAUUAAUAGAUGUAUAUACAUCAUCACUGUCUCUGGUCUAUACUUUUCUCCAUAGUGUGAAUCUGGCAGCUGUUUUUUAUAUUGUAUUAGAAUUAAAAGAUGUUUGGACCAAUAGAAAUGCUCCAAAAUGACCUGGAAUAAAAUCUUUUUAUAUUGACUUCCAUUAAAAGUUAAUAUGAUUUUUUUUAUUUGUGUGUGGAUUUAAAAAAAAUACUUUAGAUCAGCCCAUUGUACCUUGUCCUAAUAAAUUUAAUAAUAAAUGCAUUUUUAAACACAUUUCUAAUAUAUAUAUAUAUAUAUAUAUAUAUUGGCACGUGAUUCCAAACUAUUGAAUUCUGAGUAAAGUUGGUAAAACUUUAGCACAAUCUACUUUUUUUUUUUGAGCUGAAACAGAAACAUUUUGUUCUAGGAGAUUUUUAAAGCAGAAAACACUGAUCACAUAACUGAUCUCAUAUUUUGACUUAAAUGAUAAAUGUAUUAAAUGUGAGGGACGGAGGAAAUCUUUACUUCAGUUUUUUUCUAAACCCAUUUUUGUUUUUUGUUUGUUAUUUUAAAGAAUAUUUGGGGUUAUUAUUUGUUUCUUUGGGGAGACUAAUCUUCAUUUCUGUGGAAUCAUUUCCAGGUAGUUUGUAGAAAAGUGUCAUUUUUUAAGAGGGAAUCUUGUGGGAUUUUGUGAGGGAAAAUUAAUAAUAUGCAACUGGUGGAAGUAGUGGAAUAAAGAGCCUAGAACUUAUUUUUAUUAUUUUUUUUUUAUUAGCCAAGAAAUUAGCAGAAUUUAGAUUGAUUCAAAUAAUUUUGACAUUUAUAAAACUUCUGUUAAUACGUUGUAAUAUUAAAUGCAAAUGAAAUCUGAUGCUGUAAACUCAAAAUACCUCAGGACAUACACUGUCUAAGGCUGCAUUCACACAGGUGUUUUUCAGCAUUUCAUGCAUUAAAAACACACAGAAACCAGAGUCAUAUUGUAUUUACAGUGUAAAAUGCUGUAAUCACAUGUGCUCCUCUCACUUCAGAUGCUUCUUCUGGAUCUCUCAGCUUGUCCAGAAAUGCAUGUGUACAGCUAUAACUGUGCGCAAUGUGAACAAAUCUGUUCCUGAAACGCCGUCUCACAUGCUGCACAUUGAUACCUGUAUAAACGUCUCCUUCACCAACAACAAAAACCCUCAUAUUAGAGAGAGGAGAGACUCGUAGCUUUAUAAAGGGAAAUGGAUGAGUUAGCAGCUCAUAUGUGGAGCAUCUUUUGCUGGAGUGGAGAAACAGGAAACAGCUGCUCUGAAGUUCAUGCUCAGGUUCAGGAGGUGAAAAAAGGACAGGUGGUUUGCUUUUGCUGUUUUUUUGCAGCUAUAGCUGCACAGCUGCACCAAGAGAUGCAGUGUGGGUAGAGAGAGAAGCAUGUAGCGCUAGUGCUAAUGCGUAAAAGCGUAUAAAAAGACGCAUGAAUUCAGAUUUGACCGUUCACAUUCAUGUUGCAUUCUCAUGAAUCGGAUGCGUAUUUGAUUUAGGACCACAUAUGAAAGUGACUCAAAUCUGAUUUGAAAAAAUUGGAAUUGGCACGUUCACACAGCCAUGAAAAAAAUCAGAUCUGAGCUACAUUAAGCAAAAAAAAACCCCAAAAAACAGAUUUUAGUUAUUUUAGUCCGGUAAUUUGAACGUAGCCUUAAAGCUGCUUUAAACAGACCUUCAUAUUUGAUUUAGUUAUUGAAAAAACACACCCACAAUAAUCAGUCAGCUUGUAUGAGUGUGUUUUUUUACGCAUGUCAGAAACGUUGUGUGAAUGCAGUCGAUCUAAAACUGCUAGAAGCUUUAAGAAGUUUUAAGUGUUCUAAGCAGUGUGUAGAACACUAUACCAUAUUUCUGUGUUUUUUAUACAAUCCGUUUUCAGAUCCUGCUAGAAAUGCUGCAGCAAUGUGUGUGUGUUUUAAGUGUGUGUGUGUGUGUAUGUGAGUGUGUGUUUCAGUGGGUUUAAUUCAGUCUAACAUUUUUAAACUCAGGAUACAGAGGAGUGUGUGUUCCUCUAAGCUGUGGUGUUUUGGUAAAAUGGUAAAACAGUUGAUUUAAAGACACAGCGUGCCUUUAUCCAGUCUGUAUUCACACAGUUACAGUGUUGUUUACUUCAGUGAAUGGUACUCUUCUAAUGGAGGCUUUUUUUUCCCUUAUCUGUUAUAAAAUGCUCAUCUAUAAGGGAUGGGACUGUAUAGGAAUAUAUAGGGGUAAAGGCAAUAUUACAGUGUUUUAUCAUAUUGUGAAAACUUUAUAUAUUAUGAUAAACAUUGCUUAAAUCAGUACACUAAAUAUUAUAUUACAAACCAUGAGAUUAAUUCUGUUUGAUUCAAAGAAGUGUAGCAGGUUUUCAAUAAAAUUCAUUAUAUUAUAUAUGAUAGUUAUUUAAGAAUCUGCUACUGCUGAUUGAUCAAAAUAUUGCAACACAUACUGUGUAUUGUAAAAGUGUUUUUAAACAUCAUAAUAUAUAAUUUUUUACCAUAUUACCCAUUACUAUAUUACAAAGCACAGUAUGAAUUGAGUUGUUUUCAGUAGGCCUGUUAUUUUUAUAUAUUUAUAUAUUAUGGUGCUAUUCAAACAUUUUACAUGCUUUUAAAAACACGAUAUACAGUUUAUAUCAGCAGUGGCAGAUUCUGUUAUUCAAAUAUUUUAAUUGACUUUUUACUGCACAUCCAGUUUAACAGGAUAUUUGACACUCUGUGAUGAAAUGUUUUUAAGCACUGAUGAUAUAUUAUCCUUAAAAUCCAUAUAAACAUCAUUUAUCACAAUAUGAUAAAAUAUUGAUUUAUUGUCCAUCCCUAAACUCUCGGCUCAGAGCAGAUUACAGACCACUACUUUAUGUCCUUCAGCUGUUCAGAUCCUCCCAGUGCAUGACUGUGUUUGUUUGAUUGAGACUUGUAUGCUUUGUGGGUUUAAUUUGGGGGCGAGGUUUGCACUAUUAAAAAGGUUUUAGAUCAAGAGUUUUUUUUAUAUCCAGUCUGGGAUGUUUUGAGCAUGUUUUGACUGCAUGUUUUAAAUUCUGUUUUUGGGAGAAAUUACUUGAUUUUACUCUGAAUAAAAAACGAAUGAUCAAAAACUC